Molecule: messenger RNA, 2675 nt
Organism: Lactuca saligna
Lineage: Eukaryota; Viridiplantae; Streptophyta; Magnoliopsida; Asterales; Asteraceae
Source: the annotation of a GenBank genome assembly
CUUUUACUAGGCAUAAUCUCAAAAAGAGCACGAGCAUAAUUAUUUAGUCGUCGUCACUGUUCACCUACACAGAUCCUCGGAGCUUCCCACGAGACUUUUCUCGUAUAAAACCUAAAAAUGGGUACCCGAGAAACACUCCCAUGUUCCAUCACCGCUUUACUAUCCUCUUUGUUCUCCAAUAAAAUUUCCCUCGAAAUCUAUCAUUUUUACAAAAAACCAGUUCACCACCAUGUCAAUAAGCCUAAAAUCUCCAGUUUUUGCAGGCAAUCCGAUAAAAUCCAAAACCCCGAAAUCAACGGAUCCAUUUUCACACACAUCAGCCUUUGAAACCCUCAAGACUCUUCUUGUAGGGCAAACCCAAAUCCAAGAACCAUCUUCCCUAACUUUCAAGAUCUUGCCUUUUAGAAAAGGGAGACCUUUAGCUGGAUCAACUGGUGAUUUGGUCAAGAAAUGGCAUCUGGGUUGGUUUAAUUUGGUUGAUUUUCGAGAUGUUUUGGAGGGUUCAGAGGUUAAAUUGAGUGAAGAUUUGUUGGUUUAUUUGGGUUAUGAAAGUGAAGGAGAAGACGCGAAUGUUGUGUAUUGGGGAAUCGAUGUGAGUGAAGGGGAGAGUUUGGUGGAGAAAUUUGGUAGUCAGCAGCUUUGUUUUGUGCAGUUGACGACUUUAAUGGUGGCGACUGAUUGGGCUGAUGAUACUGCAAUGGGCCAACUUGCUAUUGCUGGUCAUGCGAGAGCGUUACUAGAAUGGCAUAAUACAUCACGUUUUUGCGGAUCUUGUGGUGGAAAAUUAAUUCCCAUUGAAGCUGGGAGAAGGAAGCAAUGUGUAAAUGAAUCUUGCAAAAAGAAGAUCUACCCACGAAUCGAUCCGGUUGUCAUUAUGUUGGUGAUAGAUAAAGAAAACGAUCGUGCACUUUUUAGUAAACAAACAAGAUUUGUGCCUAGAAUGUGGACUUGUCUUGCUGGUUUUCUUGAGCCUGGAGAAAGCUUAGAAGAGGCAGUAAGGAGAGAAACAUGGGAGGAGACAGGCGUUGAAGUUGAUGACGUUGUUUAUCAUAGUUCUCAACCAUGGCCAGUUGGAAGUAGUAGCAUGCCAUGCCAACUAAUGGUAGGGUUCUUCGCAUACGCAUCAUCACUUGAAAUAAAUGUGGACAAAAAAGAGUUAGAUGAUGCGGAAUGGAAAAGUAGAGAAGAAGUGAAGAGAGCGUUGACUUUUGCUGAAUAUGGAAAGGCACAAAAAACAACUGCAAUUAAGGUUGACAAGAUAUGCAAAGGGGUUGAAAAAGGUCAAAAUCUUGCUGCGGAUUUUAGUGUUGAAAGUGGGGAACUUGCAUCGAUGGUUGUUCCUGGACCUUUUGCAAUCGCUCAUCAUCUCAUAUCAUCAUGGGCUAAUCAGGUUUGAUUGCUUUGAUUAGCAAGUUGGUUUUGAUGGUAUUGGUGUUUAAACUUAUGAACUUUAGGUUUAAAGUUUAUGUUGUGAGUUAUAUUUGGUAUGUAAUAUUUGGAUUCUAGUUUAACAUGUAUAUUACUUGUUCCUCAUUGGUCAUAUUUUGAGAAAAGUUUCCAAUAAAGGGUUGUUUGGGCAAUUGGGUGUGCAUUUUUUGGAACAUGGUACUCCCAGUUGUUGCAAUGAGACUAUCUGUUUCCAAAAAAUACUAGAAGAUAUUUUUACGAAUAAUUUUGAAACCACUGAAUACAAUAAAUAUGAUUCAUCCGAGAAAAUUGCAAAAGAAACCACUGAAUACAAUAUGAUUCAUCCGAGAAAAUUGCAAAAGUGGUUAGUGUGGUUUGCAAUUUUCUUUGACAAAGGUCCAAAAAAAUUUAUUUUGCACAAGGGUGUUUUUAUGUGAGAGUUUCAUUGUGGAUUUAGUCCCUAACUAUAACAACCAUUAAAAUGCCAUCGUUUUCUUAAGCACAUUCCCCUUACAUGAGUGUAUUUUCAUCUUUUCAUGUUGAACGACACGUCAAUAUAUUUACCGCCAACCUUAAACCUUGUCAUUAAUGACAUAAUUAGUCCUAAAUGUCAUCAACCCUUAGCAUCCUCCCUCCUUUAUUGAGUGCACAAUCAUAAGAGAACCCUAAUCCAUCAUAGAGCUAAACUCUCGAUUGCUUGAAUAUAAUAGAAUAUUGUACUUACAAUGUGGACGAUAAGACAUGUUGACUGUUUCUUUGAUGCAAUGACUAUGUAUGGUGAGUAUCAUUGUCUCGUUUUUGGAUGAUUAAGCAAAUUGCUAAGUUGAUUUGUGGUUUUUGACUGGUUUGUUGUUGUUUUGUUUUUGUUUUUUGUUUUUUUUUGUUUUGUGUUUGUGUGUAGAUGUAAUCCACGUUGUUCACAGUUGAACUGCACCAUGGUGGGAAGUCCACACGUUUUCUAAGAAUAAGGUAUGUGCAUGGGCAAGUGAGAUAUGUAGACUUGAUUGUCAUAGACGAGUUCCCAGUGUAUUAGUUAGACAGUGUGAUGAACAACCAGGAUAUGUGGUGCUCCUUGUAAUGUAUUACCAUAUUAGAAUACCCAAAGAAAACUUGGAUUUUUGUCUUAGAGCUCUUGGUAAUGAUGAUGAUGUUAGUAUGCUAUCUAAGUAUAUCAGGUCUAACAAGGUGAUCAAGGUUUAUAUUGUAACGCCUGUGUUUCUGGGCUAGCCAUUUUUAUCAAUGUAAUGGUCUAGGUUAACCUUUGUAAC